CCCUGGGCCCCGCAGGAAAUUGGGGAGGGCCCUGGCCUAGCUUGGCGGGAGGGGGAGCAGGGAUGCAACUGAGGGCAGAGUCCGGGAGGGCUUGGCUCCCAGGGAAUGAAUCCUCCGCCUUCUCGGGUGGAAACCUUUAAAUACGGGCUCGGGCCCGGGACUCAGGGUGUGGCCCCUGGCAGCCCGAGAAGGGUGUGCGGUGAGGGAAGAUCAGACGGAGCAGGGCGCGAGUGCUGAAGCUGCGGCUGCGCGGCCCAGAGCGAGGAGCUGUCCGAGCCGGGGGGAUAGAAGCGGUUGCAGCGCUCCGUGCCUGGAAGUGGUCCAGCCAUGUUUGAAAUUAAGAAGAUCUGCUGCAUUGGUGCAGGCUACGUUGGUGGACCCACGUGUAGUGUCAUUGCUCACAUGUGCCCUGAAAUCAGGGUGACGGUUGUUGAUAUCAAUGAAUCAAGAAUCAAUGCAUGGAACUCUCCUACACUUCCUAUUUAUGAGCCAGGACUAAAAGAAGUGGUAGAGUCCUGUCGAGGAAAAAAUUUAUUUUUUUCUACCAAUAUUGAUGAUGCCAUUAAGGAAGCUGAUCUUGUGUUUAUUUCUGUGAACACACCAACCAAAACCUAUGGAAUGGGAAAAGGCCGUGCAGCAGAUCUGAAGUAUAUUGAAGCUUGUGCUAGACGCAUUGUGCAAAACUCACACGGGUACAAAAUUGUGACUGAGAAAAGCACAGUCCCAGUGCGGGCAGCAGAAAGUAUUCGUCGAAUAUUUGAUGCAAACACAAAACCCAACUUGAAUUUACAGGUGCUGUCCAACCCUGAGUUCUUGGCAGAAGGAACAGCCAUUAAGGACCUGAAGAACCCAGACAGAGUACUGAUUGGAGGGGAUGAAACCCCAGAAGGCCAGAGAGCUGUACAAGCACUAUGUGCUGUGUAUGAGCACUGGGUUCCCAGAGAAAAGAUCCUCACCACUAAUACUUGGUCUUCAGAACUUUCCAAACUGACAGCAAAUGCUUUUCUGGCCCAGAGAAUCAGCAGCAUUAACUCUAUAAGUGCCCUCUGUGAAGCAACAGGAGCUGAUGUAGAAGAGGUGGCCACAGCCAUCGGAAUGGACCAGAGGAUUGGAAGUAAAUUUCUGAAAGCCAGUGUUGGUUUUGGUGGGAGUUGCUUUCAAAAGGAUGUUCUGAAUUUGGUUUAUCUCUGUGAGGCUCUAAAUUUGCCUGAAGUAGCUCGUUAUUGGCAGCAGGUUAUAGACAUGAAUGACUACCAGAGAAGGAGGUUUGCUUCUCGGAUCAUAGACAGUCUGUUUAAUACAGUGACAGAUAAGAAGAUAGCUAUUUUGGGGUUUGCUUUCAAAAAGGACACCGGUGAUACAAGAGAGUCAUCUAGUAUAUAUAUUAGCAAAUAUUUGAUGGAUGAAGGCGCACACCUCCAUAUAUAUGAUCCAAAAGUACCAAGGGAGCAAAUAGUUGUAGAUCUUUCUCAUCCAGGAGUUUCGAAGGAUGACCAAGUGGCCCGGCUCGUGACCAUUUCCAAAGAUCCCUAUGAAGCCUGUGAUGGUGCCCAUGCUGUUGUGAUUUGCACUGAGUGGGACAUGUUUAAGGAACUGGAUUAUGAACGCAUUCAUAAAAAAAUGCUGAAACCAGCCUUUAUCUUUGACGGACGACGUGUCCUGGAUGGGCUCCACAAUGAACUACAAACCAUUGGCUUCCAGAUUGAAACAAUUGGCAAGAAGGUGUCUUCAAAGAGAAUUCCAUAUGCUCCUUCUGGUGAAAUUCCAAAGUUUAGUCUUCAGGAUAUGCCCAACAAGAAACCCAGAGUAUAGACAUUGCCAUUUUUAUUUGGAACUUUUUUGGUACUUCAAGAUAGCAAAUAUCUAUCUGAUAGUAAAUGAUAAAUGAACCAAGUGCUUUUAAGGAAACAAAACUAUUUUUUUAAUAAUCAAAUUUAUACUAGCUAUAUGGGAAUUAGCAUAUCUGAUAAUUAUGAAACUAGAAUUUUUUUACGUAUUUUUAUAAUAUUGUUACCUCAGUGAUUGGAUGAGUAGCAAAUAAUCAUGUUGGUUUUAAUGGUGUCGAUUUUUGUAAAAUUAAACUUCAAACACUUUUUACUUUAGAAAAUAUCUUUAGGCAGCACUUCAAAAUCGAAUGGUAACGGGAGUGACACUCCUCAGUUUUUCUGAUCAGUGGUUUAUCUACUUGUCAUUAAGUAUGUAUUUUCACUGCUGGAGUAGGAAGUGACUACUCACUCCAGUACUCUUGCAUGAGAAGUUCUAUGGACAUAGGAGCUUGGCCGGCUACAGUCCAUGGGAUUGCAACAGAGUCAGACACAACUUAGUGAUUAAACCACCACCCCAUGUAUUUUCUGCCAUGAAAUGGCUGUGCUAAAUACUGGGCUAAACCUGUUAACCUUUCCAAUAGUGUCAUGGAGAUUUAAAGUUUUCUGGAUUAAUUGGGUGAGGUGUGUUCCAUGCCAUUUCUUGUCUCCCUGAACUGAGGAGGGUGCCAUGGACAGAAUGUGGCCUUUGUGCUUUUUUUCCGCCUAUGCUUCCACGUUGGAAGUAACCCUACAGGUCUGGUUUGGUUAUUGUUCUUUUGCUUCUUUUGUUUUAAUGGGCUGUAUCGAUGGUUUCUUGAGUCCACUGCCCAUUUCCAAUCAAUUCAAAUAAGACUAAACGGUAAUCUUUUUUUAAAAAAACAUGAAGAAAAAAAUCAGUGUAGUGAAAUGAAAGUCUGUAUCAUUCCUUGUUUUUCCUCACUGAUCAUUGUUUUUUAGUCUAAAAGCCCAAACUAUGUUACUUUUACUUGGUAUUUUAUUCCUGUGACUUACUGCAGUUUCUCCCAUUUUAAGUAAUAAAAUCAAUAUAAUCUCAUACAUAAAUUUACAGUAGUAGAUUUUACAAGUUAAUGUAUAGCAUAAUCCUAAAAUAAGGAAUUUUGUGUUUUCAUCUGCUUUUUUUCUUAUGUCUCUUGUUGACUUAUAUUUGAUUUUCUCUUGUGUUUAUCAUUAUUGAAAUAUGUCCAUUUGAUGCUUGUGCUCUGCCGAGAGUAUACAAAUUGAGUUAAACAGAUACAAAUCUCAUCCUUUAGGAAUUUUGCAGUUCAAUAAUAGAGAUAAAGAUGAGGACAGAGACAUCUGUACAGAUAUCAAAUACAUAAAUAAAAUAUUCUUCAUAA
Molecule: messenger RNA, 3163 nt
Organism: Capra hircus (goat)
Lineage: Eukaryota; Metazoa; Chordata; Mammalia; Artiodactyla; Bovidae
Gene: UGDH
Product: UDP-glucose 6-dehydrogenase
Exons: 12
Coding region: 328-1812 (494 amino acids)
Biological process (GO): glycosaminoglycan biosynthetic process
Cellular component (GO): cytosol; nucleus
Molecular function (GO): NAD binding; UDP-glucose 6-dehydrogenase activity
Source: RefSeq, a predicted model, not a curated record